CCUCGCUGAUAGUGGGCCAUGUCGUGGGGACAUGCCAAGCCUCAUUAUAGAGGGUACAGACAGACGUUUGAGCAAUGGAGAGGGCCUGAUUUCACCCCGUGUACAAGAACUGGGACAGUUUAAUUUUCUCAAUCACACGCGGUCUCAUUCUCAACUUCAUUGAAGCCGUAGCUCGUCAAAUCAGGAUGGACAGCCUGGAGAAGCAGCUUAUUUGUCCCAUUUGUCUGGAAAUGUUCACGAAACCGGUUGUGAUUCUUCCGUGUCAACACAAUCUUUGCCGGAAAUGUGCCAAUGACAUUUUCCAGUCCUCAAAUCCAUACCUUCCCACCAGAGGAGGCACAGGGGCAUCAGGUGGCCGUUUCAGGUGUCCAUCCUGCAGGCAUGAAGUUGUGUUGGACCGCCAUGGGGUCUACGGUCUGCAGAGAAACCUUCUGGUGGAAAACAUCAUUGACAUGUACAAACAGGAGAACAUCAGCAGCAGACCUUCUCCAGAGAGGAAGGUUGACCAGCCAGUGUGUGAAGUCCAUGAGGACGAGAAAAUCAACAUUUACUGCCUGACCUGCGGCGUUCCCACUUGUUCUAUGUGUAAAGUGUUCGGCUCCCAUAAAGACUGUGAAGUGGCCCCUCUUAACAGUAUUUACCAGACGCAAAAGACAGAGCUCUCGGAUGGAAUAGCAAUGAUGGUGGGCAAUAAUGACAGAAUCCAAGGCAUCAUCAGUCAGCUGGAGGAGACCUGCAGAACCAUAGAGGAUAAUGGCAGGCGACAAAAAUCCAAGGUGUGUGAAAAGUUUGACCAUUUGUACACCAUCCUGGAAGACAGGAAGACACAGAUGAACCUGAAAGUGAACGCUGAACAGGAAGAGAAGCUGAAUUACAUCCAUGGCAUCACGAGGAAGUAUGGAGAUCAUCUGGAGUCCAUGACCAAAAUCAUGGAGACAGGAAUCCAGACAAUGGAAGAACCUGAGAUGGCUGUUUUCUUACAGAAUGCCAAAUCCCUCUUGCAAAUAAUUGCCGAAGCAUCAAAUACCUCGCAUCUGGAGAAAGUGGAGCAUGGCUAUGAGAACAUGGAUCAUUACUCUGUGAGCUUCAAAAAAGAGGGCAGGGCCCUACAAAAUAUCGACUUCGCCAGAGCAGAUGAUGAUGAAGAGGAGGAAGAUGAGGAUGAGGUGGGUGUCGAUGUGGACGGCCGGGCAGGGCAGACAACCUCGGGAGAAGGGGAUUCACUGAAAGAAGCCCUUCCGCCCCUUCUUCCCCCACAACCCAUGAGCACACUCAAACCUGCCACAUCAUCAUAACUUCACAAACUAUUUUACCAGUGUCUUUCAUGUUCUGUUUCUGUUUCAGUAACCCCUUAAUAAAAGUCACUAGAUGACUAAAUAUAAAUGGAGAUGACUUAAGAAACCUUUGCGAGAUUUGUGGUGUUGUCACCCAGUGUUCACAUGGUGUUUUCAUUGCAGUUGGCACAACAGUGGUGUUUGAGUUAUGAAUGAUAUGAUUCGCUUUAAAUAUUCUGGAUAAUUUGGAUAUGACAUUAUUAUUUAGAAACGUCAACAGAAAAUAAAAUGUUACCCUUAUGUAUUGUAGUCAUUUGUAACAGAUUGAAUUCAAACUAAGAUCCAGUUCAGUUCCAAAAGCAUUGGUGUAUCACAUUUAUAGCAGAUGCCUAAUCUACAUGAAGAAACAUCCGUGGCAAAGCGUGGAAGUAAUCACUACAUCUCUUUGCUCAAAGGGUUGUCUUCCCCUGGUCUUGUAUGCAAAGAGUAAACAAGUGUUGUUCACACAUCUUGGUGGUCGAGCUGAAAUAACAGUGCCAGCACAUUGCGUAAUCCAUAUAUUCUGGCCCAGUGGAGGGUGAUCAGUGACAGGAUGUGCUUCUGGCUUCACGCAGAGAACAGUUACAACCAACUUAAUGAGGUCCAGGGAGCACAACCCCAAAACAACACUCGCCUCACCACCUUCUGCAAUGAAUGAAUCCUAGUGAAACUGAGUCUGUGGUGCUGCGUAAAACACAAGGUUGAAAUGUUCUGAGUGCCUUGUUAGUUCACAUCUGAGUUAUUGAUCAGAUUUAGAUAUGCUUCACCCAUUCAGUUUAUGACACGCUUCGGUGAAACUACACCCAAGAUCUCCAGUGCUGUAGAAUGAGUCACCGCACAUCAGUUAUUUGGUUUGGUGUGAAACGUUUCAGUCAUCACCAGUGUUUGUACUGCAUUUGAUAAUCAGUUGCCUUUGUAAUCAUGGUCUUGUCUACUCAGUUUUUUUCUCCCCAAAAACAUUUUGUCCAAAGAAUGUGAAUUAUCUUUUAAAAGACAUGCUGCCAAGUCCAGAAAAAAAUAUAUUUUCUAUUUAUUUAUUAUUACAUCGGUGUAAUUGAACGUUAGGAAGAAAAUUGAUUUAAUAAUUCAGUGUAUAUGUGCAAUAUACUCUGAGGAACCUUUUUAUUAUUAUUAUUAUUAGGUUAAAUUUCCUGGUAAAGGUUAAAUCAAUCAGGAACAAUGUGCCAUACCUGUCAAUCAUCUCUGGAUGACCCUCAUUUAUUGAUCCUUAAAGUUAUCAAAAAAAUAAAUAAAAAUGUAACGUUUUAAUGCAUUGAUAAAUAAAAUACAAAAAUUACGCAAUGACUGUGAAAAAUAAGUAUAUUUAUUUUUUAAUUAUUUAAUCACUUUUUCAUGUCAAUAAUCUAGACAAGAGGUGUCAAACUGACUUUCAAAGUUUUAUUGAAAAAUAUAAAUAUAAGACAUUCUCUUGCACAACAAAAAUCAAUGGUUGCUCAUUAGUUUAUUAACAAACGUAGACAGUGUACUGUAUGUUACAAUGAAACUCAGGUCUGUCAUAAAAUAAUACAGUACUGGAAAA
Molecule: messenger RNA, 2853 nt
Organism: Carassius gibelio (silver crucian carp)
Lineage: Eukaryota; Metazoa; Chordata; Actinopteri; Cypriniformes; Cyprinidae
Product: tripartite motif-containing protein 55
Exons: 8
Coding region: 186-1295 (369 amino acids)
Molecular function (GO): zinc ion binding
Source: RefSeq, a predicted model, not a curated record